CUCUUCGGACGUUUCCUAGUACAAGUAAUUUCCGCUUGGUCAGUCAGUCAAUCUUUGUUUUGUUUUGUGUUCAUCAAACGUACGCAGCGUUUGAUCGAUCUUGAGAUCUCUGCCAUUGAUUCUCUACACAUUGAGCUAUAUAAUCCCUCUCUUCAUGAACCUUCUUCUUUCAAUUGAUUGCCUACUGUCUGGCGACUACUGAUGCAUUAAACUGUCUUUUCUAGCAUGAAAGCAGCCUAAUUUCUAAUUGGGUUGUCGUGGAUCAGCUUGUCGGGAUUCCAGAUAUACAUUAUACACUUCAAUUAUUUUCAUUUUCCCAUCAAAUGGAUUCUGCAAUUCUUACCCAGAAGCAAGACCUCGAAUCACCGAGGAUGUUGAAUGGUGAAUUUAUUUUCACUGGCGGCGGUGGAGAUCGAAGAUACGCAUUUUCUCGUCAGACUUCUUUCCGUCAAUCAAUUGAGCCUCAUACGCCGAAUGAUUACUCCAAGCCUUUUCUUUCUCGGAGUGCUUCGAGCAUUGAUAUACCUCCGGCAACAGUUUAUUCCCAAGAUGCGGCAGAGAACUUGUGGAGAGAAGAAGCCGGAUUCCUAGCACAAGAAAAAGGGCCGGUUAAUAAAUUUUCGAUUUUGUUGGUAGUGUCUUCGGUCUUUAGAAUUCUCAAGUCUGGUAACCGGCUGACGAAGAGAUUACUUAUGCUCAUCUUCCUCAAUGUGGCAUAUUCAACUGUUGAAUUACUCAUUGGCCUUCUUUCUGGUCACAUAGGUUUGGUUUCUGAUGCUUUUCAUUUAACAUUUGGAUGUGGUAUCUUAACCUUUUCCCUAUUUGCAAUUGUGACUUCUCAGAAAAAGCCUGAUCGAUCAUAUACUUAUGGGUACAAGAGGCUAGAGGUUUUAGCUGCUUUCACUAAUGCUCUGUUUCUUCUGUUCAUGUGUUUCUCUUUGGCUGUGGAAGCGCUUCAUGCAUUUAUUCAAGAUGAAUCUGAGCACAAGCACUACUUGAUUGUUUCGGCUGUUACAAAUCUGUUGGUGAAUAUUGUUGGAGUUUGGUUCUUUAGGAACUACACCCGCAUUAAUCUAGUUUACCGAAAUGCAGAAGAUAUGAAUUACCACUCAGUAUGCCUGCAUGUAUUAGCAGAUUCUAUUCGCAGUGCAGGUUUGAUCUUGGCAUCAUGGCUUUUAUCGCUAGGGGUAAGAAAUGCUGAAGCGCUUUGUUUAGGUCUGGUAUCAGUGACAGUGUUUAUGCUUGUGUUGCCUCUAUUCAAGGCAACAGGUGGCACUCUACUCCAGAUGGCUCCAUCCGGAAUCCCAUCUUCUGCCUUGAACAAAUGCUACAGACAGGUAAUAUCACGAGACGAUGUUUCUGAAGUUUCGCUACCGCGAUUUUGGGAGCUUGUUCCUGGAUAUGUUGUUGGGUCCCUCACAUUGCAGGUUAAGGAGGGAAUGGAUGAUAGACCAGUCCUCCAGUACGUGCAAGGAAUGUACCAAGACUUGGGUGUUCAGGAAUUGACUGUGCAAACCGACUAUACCGUAAAUUCUCAUUCUCUACACUGAUUGUUUUACUUUCUGAGUUAUUACUAUUAUUUUCUCUUCGAGGUAGGAACUAGCAAGAAUUCUCUGGUUGUAUACUUCAUAUGGAUUUUGAUUAGACACAUUUUUCCCAAAGACAAUAAUACAUUAUUGCGUGCUUUAUUGUGUUCUA
This is a messenger RNA of Impatiens glandulifera, 1698 nucleotides long. RefSeq names its product metal tolerance protein C2. Gene Ontology annotation, biological process: transmembrane transport; zinc ion transport; intracellular zinc ion homeostasis. The record is from RefSeq and is a predicted model, not a curated record. NCBI's taxonomy places the organism in Eukaryota, Viridiplantae, Streptophyta, Magnoliopsida, Ericales, Balsaminaceae. Gene Ontology annotation, molecular function: zinc ion transmembrane transporter activity. The coding region runs from base 324 to 1550 and encodes 408 amino acids. Gene Ontology annotation, cellular component: Golgi apparatus; membrane. The transcript is spliced from 10 exons.